This is a messenger RNA of Penicillium atrosanguineum, 1209 nucleotides long. RefSeq names its product LSB5 family protein. Bases 1 to 1209 code for a protein of 402 amino acids. NCBI's taxonomy places the organism in Eukaryota, Fungi, Ascomycota, Eurotiomycetes, Eurotiales, Aspergillaceae. Gene Ontology annotation, biological process: endocytosis; actin filament organization; actin cortical patch localization. The transcript is spliced from 4 exons. Gene Ontology annotation, molecular function: phosphatidylinositol binding; ubiquitin binding. The record is from RefSeq and is a predicted model, not a curated record. Gene Ontology annotation, cellular component: actin cortical patch.
AUGUUUCAGUCAUCGAAACCCUACUCGGCGGUGACCGUGCAGAUUGAGGUUCUUACAAGCGAACAAUAUGAAGUAGAGGACUCUAGCGGUAUCGUCGAUCUGAUCGACGUCGUUCGCAUCCAAGCCAGCGGUCCGACAGAAGCCAGUCGGGCUUUGCGCAAGAAGCUAAAAUACGGCAAUCUUCACCGACAGCUCCGAUCCCUUACAAUCCUCGAUUUCCUAAUUCAGAAUGCAGGUGAUCGGUUCCUGCGCGAUUUUGCCGAUGAGCCGCUCUUGGAACGACUACGUAUCGCAGGAACAGACCCCAUCUCAGAUCCACUAGUCAAGCAAAAGUGCAAGGUCCUCUUUGGGCAAUGGGCUGCAACAUACAAGGAUACCCCAGGCAUGGCCAAGAUUACAGCACUAUACAAACAGCUUCCGAAGCGCAAGCAGCCUGCCACCCAGGCUAGGAGCAAGGUUCUACGUGAGGGCGCAAACACCAACGAGCCUCCGAUGGGACACACUGUCUCCAUUUCGGCCGGCAAUGGGCCCGCCAGGACCCUGAGCAGCCCAAAGCAGAAACCCAGCAAAUCCAAGAAGGACAAGACUAAGGAGAAGAAGAUGUCGAUCAGCAGCCGCAGCUUUAGUCUUGAACGGGAGCGCCCACAGAUUUUGGAGACACUCGCAUCCGCCUCCGUCGCCAGUACCAACCUGUUGAAUGCACUAAAACUUGUCAAUCGUGAGACAACUCGUAUUAGCGAGGAUGCAGAGUGCAUUAAUAGAUUUGAAAUGUGCAAGAAGCUUCGACACCAAAUCCUUCGCUACAUCCAGAAUAUUGAAAGCGAAGAGUUCCUUGGCGGACUGAUUCAUGCGAAUGAGGAGCUAGUCACAGCUCUAAUGGCAUUUGAGGUGUUGGAUAAAAGCUAUGAUUACGACAGUGACAGUGACGAUGACGUCCUGUCCGGCAACUGGCGUUCAAAGGCUGAGAUGGAGGAAGAAAUGAACCAGAACUUCAAUGGGCUGAGUGUCAAUCCUCCGAAGCCGGCACGACCAGCUCGACCCGUUAGCCUUUCCCUUGCCUCUUCAUCGCAGGGCACGCGACGAAUUUUGGACAGCGAAAGCGAAUCGGAAUCAGAAGAAGAUGAAGAUGAUGACGACCCAUUCGGAGACCGAAACGCUAUUAACACCCCCGGAGUUGAGAAGACCGGCUAUACCUGGAAAGAAGUUUAA